Molecule: messenger RNA, 3653 nt
Organism: Chara braunii
Lineage: Eukaryota; Viridiplantae; Streptophyta; Charophyceae; Charales; Characeae
Source: the annotation of a GenBank genome assembly
GCGUGUGAGUAGAUAGACAGCGUCAACGACGGCAGGUCCCUGCAGACCCACGCCGAUGGGCCGCCGCAAGAGCGAAGUGAUGUAGUGAGCGACAGCGUAAGAGGAAGAAGAAGAUGAGAAGUGAUGUAGUGAGCGACGGCGUAAGAGGAAGAAGAAGAUGAGAAAGAAGAGGAAGUAGGAGGAGGAGAAGGAGAAGAAACGGAAGGAGGUGAAGGAGAAAGGAAGAAGACUAAGAAGUCGACCACGAGGAAGACGUACGGAAGAGGGGAGGGAGAAGGAGAAGAGGCAGGAGAGGUAGAAAGAGGGAGCCUACCGGUAUUGUCGGAACGACGGGAUAACUUUCGAGAGGAGGUUCGAUUAGGAGGAGGGGACUUAUCUGAAGGCUACCAUAGGCAUCAGGAUCUGCGAGGCUGAAUCUCUUUAGCCAUGGCAAGAGGAUCGUCAUCAACACAAACAGCGCGCUGAGGCGCGGGCGGGGUGGUGGGCGCGUCUACCGACAGGCAACGGGGCGGGUGGAAAGGCGCGGGCGGGCAGGAAGGUGCAGGGCGGACCAUUGUCUCUCUCUCUCUCUCUCUCGAUCUCUGUUGGGCGAUGACUGAGCAGAAGGGGCAGGAGGAGGAGGAGGAGGUGGAAGAUGACAGGGAAGAGGAGGGAGAGGUGGCCAAGGAGAAGGACGAUGGUGGAGCAGAAGGGGGAGGAGGACGAAGGGUGGGCGAAGGAGGAGGAGGAGGGGGGGAGGGAGGAAGAGGUGGCGGGAAGAAGGUUCGCCGGCGUGGUGGAGAUAAGGGAGUAGUUGUGGAAGAAGCGGAGGCGAACGAGGGGAAGCGGAGGAGGAGUAGGAGGAGGAGAAGGAGGAGAGGAGUGAUGGACGCGCCUAGAUGUCAUCGAACCGCGCUCCUGAAGUGGCAUUUCGCCGGAGGGGGAGGGGAGAAGGGAGAGGGGAGGAAGUCCUGUUCUGGAAAGGGGGGAUAUGUGUUGGAUGAGGCCAGGAGAAGUAAGCGUGGCAAUGCAAGCCAUGUUGCUGCUCUCUCCUUGACAGUGAGAAUGGAGCAGCCGAUCGUGAUAAGUUCCAGUUCUUCAGAGUCUCAAGAUUCACCUUCUUCUUCAUCGUCUGCCUCAGAUUGGGAUGGCGAGAACAGUGAUGGGAAUGAUACUGAUUCAAGUUAUGAUGGUGACGACAGCAGUGACAUUAGCGGCGCUGAUGACUCAGAGCAGGAUUCUGCUGUCAUGCUGAAAAGAGAAAGACCGGCCAAGCUAAAGGCAUGUCACACUGAAAAAGGGAAGGGGAACCUUCUUGACGACGCACUGACACUCAUGCAGGCAUCUGAUUGGGCGAACUUGAGUCUGGAUCAUUGCAAGGCAUAUUUACGAAACUUCAGGCUUCGCUUGUCAGGUACGAAGGACGAUCUCCUGGCAAGAGUCAAGGAACAUUUUCAUCUCAAUACCCCAGGGGUUGCACGCUCACGGUGUUACCCUCUGUCGUCUUUCGUGAUUCACUGCAAAAACGAUGUUUGCAGAGGCGACAUUAUUCGUUUUGUACAAAAGGUAAAGGAGGGUCGUAGGUGUAUCGGCACACGACUAGUCGUUGGAAAGGUUGUGAACGAAAGUUAUGGUACCGAGAAGCAGCAACACACCUUCACGGUGGAGGUGCUGUGGACCACUUCUGUCAAGGGCACCACCCUGCCAUUGAUGAAGCAGCUGCUAAUUAAAGGGCGGGUACUGUACCGAUCUGGCGUACGGCGACAGCUCUGGGAAGACGAACAAGAGAGGCAGAGAGUUCUUGAUGAGAAGCAUGCCAGAGGGGGCAUGGCACGCUCGAUGCGACAAGCAGUUCGCGAGGGCAAGAUGAGGCAAAGGGAUGUUGCCACAUGCAUGAAAGCUGUAAAUAAAUCUCGCAGCAAGCACCUGAAAUCUGGGGGCAAGAAGUCGAAGUCGAGAGCACAGCGUGGCGAGUCUGGUGUCCUGAAAGUUUCGGAGAGAGCUCAAAGGAAAACUGCACGGGGCAGAGGUAAGGUACCCACUGCUUGCAAGGAAGCGUGUGCUCCUGCGGUCUGUGGGCAACAAGGAGGUCACAGCGAGGCUACCAGUUCACGGCCUUCUCAGCACACCUUGCAAAUGGCAGAGAAGGGGAAAGAGAAGGACAGGCAGGUCGCCGGUCGCCCUUCCAACAAAAGGUCGGCAGUGGCGGGUCCGCUCUGCGUGGACGCUGCCAAGCGGCGGAAAAUGGAACAUACAAUGGAGCCAUUGUCACAGAGGGGGGGAGGGUACAGUUCCAGGGUUCAGCAGCGGCCCGCCCAGCAAACUGAUGCUCACCGAGGGAGAGGAGGGCCAUCGGUUCCCUUUUGCUCUUACAUGCAUCACCAGCUUGUUUCACCGCAUGUUAGGCCAGGCACUAUAUCCGCAUGCAACAGGCAAGCUAUUGGUGCCAGGUAUGAGGCUGAACAAUUUGCCAGUGGCAUGGUGGCACCUGGCGGAAGGGAGCCUGCCCUUGCACCUCCGUUCAUGGAGAAUGGGAUGUGGAUGAACCGGAGGAACGUCGCCGCCAUGGCCGUGCUGCAGGCAGCCGCUGCAUUGCCGGGAGAUGUGCCUGCCGUGUGUUCCGCCCUCUUCCUUCUCACAGGCGCUCUGUUGCACAGCAUGUCGUUGACAUGUUUGGUGGCCACUGCAUUCGAGAGACAGAUGGACAGCCGGCGAUGGAUCUGGGUGUUGGCACGCAGUGCAGGAGUGUGGGACGACCUGCAGAAGGUGGGAGGCAGCCAUGAGAAAGUUUUCCAGCGCUUUUGCAGACUGCCUAGGCCUUUGUUCAACGAUAUCCUCUAUCGCAUCGGCCCACAUAUCCAGCGGCAAGCAACGAAUUGGCGACAACCGGCGCCUGCAGGGCAGAAGUUCGCAUGCGCGCUCAUCAGGUGGGUGACUGGCGGUUUCUACAGGCAGACAACGCAUGGUUUGGGGAUGGGUUUGGCGAGUGCCCUCAGGAGCAAUGAGGAUGUCGCGGAUGCGCUCAUCACCGAGUAUGGGCAUUUGCUGCAAUUUCCCACAGGUGACAAGCUGCAAGAGAGUUUGGACGGGUUCGAGAGGAAGGGUUUCACUAGACGUCCGGAAACUAUCGGACAUGGGUCCGGGUCCGGUGUAGCCAUGUUUGAUAAUGACUUUGCAAGCCCUAACCAGGAGGGAUCUACCCCCCUAGCUGGUCAAGAUGCAGAAGUCUCACCAGAUCAGGUUGCAUUGAUGCCCUUCACCAAGAAUUUUGGAGGAAAGCAAAGCAGGAGAGAUCAGCAGAGGUGCAGUGUUAGAGACGACUCACCUGGCGCGAUGGCUGGGAUCUCCAUCCUCGGCUUAAGCCGGCUUUCCACCUGCAGCACAGGACAGCUCAACGCUCCAGCUUUCACCGGUCAGCUCAACACUCAGCUUUCGCUGAAAGCUUUUCACACGACGAAGACGCUCAAGAACGGUCAAUGGACUGGGCUAAUUUGACGGAAUUCUCGUUGGAAUUCAUUGAUAAGAACUGCGCUGCAAGGACCGGAGCGUCGGGCUGAACCACAAUUUGAAGACUUUCUGGAAAACACCGUACUCAGGGUUCGAUGCAUGUGGGCUCAACAGAGGAGGUCAGUGGAGCAGGAGACUGAUUCAGCGGAGGUGCGGCUCUGGAGAGG